AUGGCACUGAGGGAUGCAGUGCUCUCCCGGGGGUACCUGCCAUCAGAGCGGUUUGGGGCCAUCCGGGUGAGGUGCCUCUUCACCCCCUGCCACACCUCGGGCCACAUGUGCUACUUCAUGUGGGAGGACGGCUCCCCGGACGCUCCUGCUCUCUUCUCAGGUGAUACCCUGUUCGUGGGAGGCUGCGGGAAGUUCUUUGAGGGGACAGCAGAGCAGAUGUACACCAACCUCACCCAGAUCCUGGGGGCUUUGCCCAUGGAGACGAAGGUGUUCUGUGGCCACGAGUGCACCGUCCGGAACCUCAAGUUUGCCUUGAAAGUGGAACCGGAGAAUGAAAUGGUGAAGAACAAACUCGCCUGGGCCAAACAGCGGGAUGACGAGGACUUGCCCACGGUGCCCUCCACGCUGCGGGAGGAGUUCCUCUACAACCCCUUCCUGCGGGUCACGGAGGAGCCCGUGCAGAAGUUCACGGGCAAGACGGACCCGGUGGAGGUGCUGAGGACCCUCCGCACCGAGAAGGACAACUUCAAGAAGCCCAAGGAGCGGCCCCAUCCCCAGGCCGUGCUCGCCUUCGACUGGGGACUUUUCAGCCCCUUCCUCGAGAAGCAGUGA
Messenger RNA from Chaetura pelagica (chimney swift), 612 nucleotides. RefSeq names its product hydroxyacylglutathione hydrolase-like protein. Gene Ontology annotation, molecular function: hydroxyacylglutathione hydrolase activity. The coding region runs from base 1 to 612 and encodes 203 amino acids. The record is from RefSeq and is a predicted model, not a curated record. The transcript has 6 exons. Lineage: Eukaryota; Metazoa; Chordata; Aves; Apodiformes; Apodidae.